Molecule: messenger RNA, 815 nt
Organism: Gregarina niphandrodes
Lineage: Eukaryota; Apicomplexa; Conoidasida; Eugregarinorida; Gregarinidae
Product: Not1 amine-terminal domain, CCR4-NOT complex component
Exons: 1
Biological process (GO): regulation of DNA-templated transcription
Cellular component (GO): nucleus
Source: RefSeq, a predicted model, not a curated record
AUGUGGGAGGAGGCACGGCGAGAACAGAUCCGAGGCAAGAAGCACGCAGUGCGAACGGCGACGUUGGAGUUGUUGGACUUUAAACACGUGUGUGAUUCGAAGAGUCGGAUGGAGGGUGACUUGGAGGCGAUGUUACGGCGAUUGCAUCGGUACAAGCAGCAGUUGGGUGAGUGGUUGUGCAUGACGGAGUUACGACAGCAAGCAGCUGAGUUGCGAGAUAUCCGGAAACAGAUCGAGUUGCGAUAUAAGAGGGGACGAGUGUUCUACUGUCGAGGUCUUUCUAGUGAGGAUCAUGCGGACGGUGAUCUAUCCUCCGAACAGGCCGAGCAAUCUGAGUGGGUCAAGGGUUGUCUUGCACGGUUAAAGGAUCAAAUGCGCAAGUGGGAGGCUGAAGUGAGUGUGCUGAGCAAUAAGAGUUCGCCGGCAGGCAAGAAUUCGCCCGGUGCUCGACGGAAGACUCCAACGCCCAUGGCCGAAAGCGAACGGCUCUCACGGAAGUGCCAACUCGAAGCCUUUGCCGCACUACACACAAUACAUCUCGAACAUUUGGAAAGAGUGCUCGAAGCCAUAAUGAACCACGGCUACCGAAUACCUUCAGACAUUCUACCAGAUAUCAAAGACCAACUGCACCAGUACCUUGACGGAAACGACGAACUUCAAUUCGUCGUCGCCGAUGAACUCUACGUCAAUCUGGACCUCCCCGUCUCCCUUGACCAGGACGACGACGACGAGGACGAACAGGACGACGAGGACGAACAGGACGAUGAAGACGACGACGACGACGACAACGACCAGUCUACAGACUCCGACUCCCG